Messenger RNA from Xiphophorus hellerii (green swordtail), 3337 nucleotides. It is a transcript of the gene cabp7b, whose product is annotated as calcium binding protein 7b. Gene Ontology annotation, cellular component: trans-Golgi network membrane. Lineage: Eukaryota; Metazoa; Chordata; Actinopteri; Cyprinodontiformes; Poeciliidae. Gene Ontology annotation, molecular function: calcium ion binding. The coding region runs from base 933 to 1574 and encodes 213 amino acids. The record is from RefSeq and is a predicted model, not a curated record. The transcript has 5 exons.
CUUGAGAGGAGGAGCGGCAGUGUGAAAGAGAGCACGCUUCAUUAUGACUACAUGUGGCUGGAGCAGACGGCUGGGGAGAGAGAGCGAGAGCGGAGCGCCGCCACAUACAGCGUGUCUGGAUCAGAUGAGCGGGGGUCACCCAGGAUUCCCUUGAAACUGCUCUCCGCGGGGAAACAAAUAGGAUUAGAUGACGAAGAUUUCAUUCCAGCCUCGUUUACUGGGGUAAAAUCAAGGCUAUCGCUUCCUCUGCUGCUGCUCCAUCUGCUUUUACAGAAGCGCACACUCUGUCAUCGAAUUUUUUUUUUUUUUUUUUUUGCUUUUUCAUUUCUCGUCUUUUGUCAAGAUGCCGAAAUGGGGGGAGAAAAGUGAACUAGAUUCUGCCAGGAACAGACCGAAAGAGAACAAGAUGCGAAAUAGGAACCAGUAAGACCCAUGGCUGGAUUCAUUUUGUAGCGAUUUUCAUUUCCCAGUUUUAUUAUUGUUUGCUUAAACUCCAAGGAGAGGAAAAAAAUAAAUAAAUGCAUUCCGUUCUAUUUUGUUAUAUUGGAUUUAUUUAGAUUACCAUCUGGUCGGUCGACGCAAGAACACAGAGCUGAGCUCAACAGGCUGCGUGGUAAAAGUUUUACGUGCCAUUUCUGUCAAGCCGUCUUUGUUUUAUAGUUGGCUUUCAGAAAGCUGAUGCCAGGCUAUGCAUUGAACCCAAAGGCCAAUUCACAGUCUGCCUUUUGGAUACACGCCCCGAUUUUCGCUGUUAUUAUCCAACACAAAAACGUGCCGUGAAGGUGAACUUUACGCAGCGUGAUUUUCCCCAAUCGUCACCUGCUUGAUAUUUUCCCGAAAAUAUCAGGGACUGUAGCCGACGGUGUGUCAAAACUCCGGAGAGCGAGGCUCUAUGAAGAUCUCGACACGGUUGUUGCUUUCCCCUCGCAGAAAUGCCAGUGCGCGCCGUGACCACCAGGUUCAUGUACAAGGGGCUUUGCACUAUCCCAGAUGUCCUCUCUUACCGGACCCCAGUUCACCUGCCCGAGGACGAGGUGGAAGAGAUUCGGGAGGCUUUCAAGGUAUUUGACAGAGAUGGGAACGGCUUUAUCUCAAAGCAGGAGUUGGGAAUGGCCAUGCGCUCGCUGGGCUACAUGCCGAAUGAGGUGGAGCUGGAGGUUAUCAUCCAAAGACUUGACAUGGAUGGUGACGGCCAGGUUGGCUUUGAGGAAUUUGUCACGUUGCUUGGUCCUAAGCUCUCUGCUGCUGGAAUGCCUGAUAAGUUCCACGGCGCAGACUUUGACUCCGUGUUUUGGAAGUGCGACAUGCAAAAACUGACAGUAGAUGAGCUGAAAAGACUCCUGUACGACACUUUCCGUGACCAUCUCACCAUGAAAGACAUUGAGAACAUCAUCAUGACUGAGGAAAACCACCUGAACAGUCCAGAGUCUCACGUAGACAUUGACACAAGCCCAACGCAGCAGGAAAAACACACAUGUGUGCGUAAAAGCCUGAUUUGUGCCUUCGCGAUCGCAUUCAUCAUCAGCGUCAUGCUCAUUGCAGCAAAUCAAAUGCUCCGCAGAGGAAUGAAGUAAAUUAAUGUUGCCAGCAGGACAAAAAGGGAUCCUAUGUUGGGGAAAAAGAAAACCAUUAACCAAAAAAUGCUCUCAUUUUCUGUUUUACAUCAUAGUUGAAAUGAUGCUUUCACAGCCUUUCUCUACAGCAGUAAGGAUCAAAUGAUGUCACACAGUGGUUGUAAAAGACCGCUUCUCACAGCUUACCAAGAUGAAAACGAGAAAUGAACUACAAGGGCUGAUUAGUGUUACCAACAUGUUUGGAAAAGAAAUUAGAGCAGAAAUCAGAAUGUAACUUUAAUACUCUAGAGCUCAAGAGCACAACAUGUGCUGAAGAGUAGCUGUGGUGCAUAAAAUCCUUCAGUUCUGUAGUGAAGCAUCUGUCCAUCUGGAAUGCACCAAAUAACCAAGUACCAAUGAUAGUAAUAAAGCAAUAAUAAUGUGAACCACAUAUUGUUUCAUUUUAGGUUACAGUAAACCCAGAUUCCACUCCACAUUUAUUGGCACCACUGGUUUUAUAUUUUUGUAUAUUUUUGUCUUACAAAUCUAGGUAUCUAGGUAGAUUUAAUUUCCACCACUCUAAAUAUGACUUCAUACACAGGUAUAAAGCUUACCAAGAUACACGUAAUCCUUAGUACUGGAAAAAUGGGAAAACAUGCCAUUUAAGUUAGAAAGAUGUGUUUUUUAGGUUAGAUAAUGGCUUUUUAGUCUGCAAUACCAAAUCACAAGGUUAUAGGAUAUUUAUGAUAUUUGUGUAAUCUCUCCAGACCUUCUGGAUGUUGUGGUUUCUUCAUGUGCUCUAUUCAAUUCAGGUCAGCCGACAGGUUUUCUAGGCUUUACAGUAAAUCUGGACACUGAGAUUAUGGUUGGUUUAAUGUCUGGUGAACCACUUUCACAUCUAUUUAGGGAUGAUUUUUCACUACUAUCUUCCUGAAAUUCAGAUUUUUAUUUAAAACAAUCCAGUAUUUCAAACAGGUUGCCAUGCCAUGAACCUUAUUUGUCAGAAUUCCAGUUGUUUAAAGCAUUUUGGUUGCUAAGUUUUUUUUUUCUACCAACUAUUUUCUUACUUAUAAAACACAUCUGCUUGAAUGGCAUGUCUUCUUCUACUUCCUAUUUUGACAAAUGAGUUUGUUACUUAUACUCCAAAGAAUAUAAGGUUAUCAGAUAUUCUGAUCAAUUGAAUAAGGAUAAAUUAGUAAAUGAUUUCAUCAGAUUUAUUUGUGGGAACUGUCAGAGGUGUGGCAAUUGGUGCAGCAAGUACCUGUAAAUUUGAGAUAUUAUUCCCACCAGGGAAUAAAUAAAAUAAAAAGCUACAUUUUUAUAAGAUUUUCAGUGUUAGAUUAUGAUAUUACAAACAAAUAUAUAUUUACUUUAAGGCCUUUCACACCUCUUGAACUGGGUUGCCAGUAGGUUUUGAGGGUACUGCUAAAACUUCACAUCCCAGAAAAGUGUUGAUCUCUUAUCCAUCGCACAAAUCAAGAGAUUUUAUGCUCACAACCUGCCUUCAAUUCAUUCAAAUCCCAGUUUGCACAUUUCAAAUCUGUGCAUUUAUACCACACUUUCAAAAUGAGCAUCAGCAAAGACAAUUUAGCCGCAGAGUGACCCAUUUAGAAUAAAUAGAACCGUGUUUAGAACAUGUAUUACCUGUAAUAUUUAUAGCAAAUGAAUAUGAUGUAUUCUAUGCGGCACACUUGCAUGUCAAGAAAUAAAUGUGUGUUGUACGUGGGUGGUAUAGAUCUUUGAGGUAUAUGUUCAAAUACUUAUGCAAUUUGUUAAGUGAUAAU